AUGCCACACCUGGGAGACAAACUGCGGGCCUCGGUCCGAGACGAUGUCCGAAGGGAUACCAUGGAGUCUAAAAACAUGGAGGGUGAGGAGGUGGGCGGUUUCCAGGGCAGAGGGGAGCUUAGGGAGGGGAACAAAAUGAGCGGCCUUCAAAAAACGGUCAACAAUGGUGAGGAUGGUCUUGUUGCCGUCAGACGGGGGAAGGCCGGUUACAAAAUCGAGGGAGAUCUUGCGGUUGCCCACGUCGUAGUUGCGUUCUGCUUGGGAGAGACGCCGAGAGAAGAAGGCGCAGGGAUGGACCUUAUUGUCCUGAGGAGAUUGCUGGGAAAGGACCGCUCCUACCCCAGUGUCGGAGGCGUCCACCUCCAAGAUGAACUGGUGCAUAGGGUUCAUCUGACGGAGGAGCUGGCUUUGUCCACAGCGCGAGUGUCCCAGCUGCAGCUGGAAGCUACAGCUCAUCAGAUGAAAGCUGCAGAGCUGCAAAAUAUACUUAGCUCAGCACUGCAAGACAGUGAGAGCCAUGGACAACACACUGCUGUCCUGGAAACACAGCUGGAAGUUAAAUGUUCUGAAGCAGUCAAGAGAAACAGAAGAGCAGAGUUUGCUGCAACACAGAAGGCAGAGGGAGGAGCUACAGGCACUUCAAGACAAAUACUUAGCCUUGGAGCAACAGGGAACUGCUGUAAGAGAGAAACUGGAAGGAAGAGUUGCCGAGCUGCAGAGGAAAGUGGAAAAGUCCGAGAGCUCAAGAGACGCUGCAGCCGAGGUGAAGCGGGUGAUGAACGGAGUGUUUCACUCCCUGCGAGCAGAGUUUGAGCUCAGUGAAUCCUACAGUGGUCAGGCUGUGCUGGGGGUCAUUGUUGCUACCAUCAAGAAUGUAACUCUGAAUUUGCUGAGUGGCACAGAGAGGUCCUUGCACAGACCAGCUGCCAAGGAGAACAAAGAAGAACCUGAGGAUGUGAAACAAAGUGAGGACGGAUCUCAUCACGUACAUGCUAAUGGAAAGAGAGAAGUGAGAGAAGAGGAGGAGGAGGAGGAACAUGUGGCUGACUCAGACUGGCAUGGAGUCAGCGAGGCCCAGAUGAUUGAGGAAGUAAAAGACGAGGAGGAGGAGGCAGUGAUGGAGUCAGAGACACCAGGUCAGGCAGAGGCCUCACAGGUUGAUGAUCCUCAACCAGCCUUAACUUCUCACCUUCCGGCCCACAACACAAAGACUGCAGGAGGACCAGACCAACUCUCUUCUCCUGACCCAGCUACAGAAGACAGAGUUUCAACCAGCUCUAUGGAUCCUGAUGAUGGACCGGAGAAGUGUCCACAGGUCGAGGGCGGUCAGGAAGCACAUGGAGCAGUGAGCAGUGAAGGGGACAUGAAGAGUCUGGAAGAAACACAGAAUGUUGAAGAGAAAUCUGCUUCUUCUCAGAGAGCCUUUGGACCACCAGUCAACCCACCACCACCACCCAGUGCUCCUGAGAACAGUUCUGAAGAGGACACCAGUCUGACGGGGGAAGUCGGUGAGGAAAAUGGAGAAGAGCCAUUUUUACAGACCCCACCUCCUGCCAAAGCCCCUGCUGCUUCCAGUGAGGAGGAAGAGGAGGAUGAGCUGAGCUUGAAGGGACGUCCUCCACCCACCCCUCUGUUUGGGGAUGAUGAAGAUGAUGAUGAUUUGGACUGGCUGAACUGAGAUCAGCCACAUCUUCUGUUUAAGCACAAGUUCCUCCAUAGUGGAGUCUUGAAGGGGACGCGUCUCGGUUGAUGAAGAAGAGUGGGGCAGUCUGCUGCCGCCACACCACA
Messenger RNA from Nematolebias whitei (Rio pearlfish), 1788 nucleotides. Its product is annotated as FK506-binding protein 15. Lineage: Eukaryota; Metazoa; Chordata; Actinopteri; Cyprinodontiformes; Rivulidae. The record is from RefSeq and is a predicted model, not a curated record. Gene Ontology annotation, cellular component: growth cone.